Molecule: messenger RNA, 1305 nt
Organism: Colletotrichum phormii
Lineage: Eukaryota; Fungi; Ascomycota; Sordariomycetes; Glomerellales; Glomerellaceae
Product: ribose-phosphate diphosphokinase
Exons: 4
Coding region: 1-1305 (434 amino acids)
Biological process (GO): 5-phosphoribose 1-diphosphate biosynthetic process; purine nucleotide biosynthetic process
Cellular component (GO): cytoplasm; ribose phosphate diphosphokinase complex
Molecular function (GO): magnesium ion binding; ribose phosphate diphosphokinase activity
Source: RefSeq, a predicted model, not a curated record
AUGGUCCGCAAUAUCAUUGUUCUCGGAGGCAACUCCCACCCCGAGCUCCUUAACAGCGUUUGCAACAACCUCGGCCUGAACCCGUGCGAGCGCGUUCUGUCAAAGUUCUCUGUUGGAGAGAGUCGUUGCGAGAUCAAGGACUCUGUGCGCGGCAAGGAUGUCUUUAUCAUUCAGACUGCCUCUGGCAAUGUCAAUGACAACUUCAUGGACUUGUGCAUCAUGAUCUCUGCCUGCAAGACGGGUUCCGCCAAGAGAGUCACAGCUGUUAUGCCUCUGUUCCCCUACUCGAGACAACCCGACGUCCCCUACAAGAAGGCCGGCGCACCCCUCUCAAAGUCAGCAUCAGGGGCAUCCAAGAACUACACCUUUGAGAGUGUGCCUUCGACCCCGGGUCCUGGCAUUGCGCGCAGCAUGGGUCUUCCCAAUGGCAUUGACGGCAUUGCCUCUAAGCUGGCGAAGAGCAAGCUCAAUGAGGAGCGAUCCAAUGGAAUGAACGGCGUCGACCAUUCCAAGACCAAUGGCAACGGCCGUAACCACCACGAUUCUGUAUCCUCUCAGGUCAGCUACACCAACCACGACAACGAGCAACAGAACCGGAUCGAUGGCUUCCAGUCCAAGCCUGGAUACAAGCAGUGGGUUGCCCAAGCUGGCACCCUUGUUGCAGACCUUCUGGCUUGCGCUGGUGCAGACCAUGUGGUAUCACAUGCUAAUGAUUGCAGGAUGGAUCUCCACGAUCCUCAGUACCAGGGAUUCUUUGAUGUCCCGGUCGACAACUUGUACGGCAAGCCUCUCCUCAUGAGGUACAUCCGCCAGAACAUCCCCAACUAUAAGGAUGCUGUGGUUAUCAGUCCCGAUGCUGGCGGAGCGAAGCGCGCCACCGCGAUCGCUGAUGAGCUGGACAUGGCUUUCGCUCUGAUCCACAAGGAGCGACGUCCGACUAAGUACACCGAGCAGCGCAACGCCAGCAUGAUGCUGGUGGGUGAUGUCAAGGACAAGGUCUGCAUUCUCGUUGACGACCUCAUCGAUACCGGCAACACCAUUACGAGAGCUGCCAAGUUGCUCAAGAAGGAAGGUGCUACUCACAUCUAUGCCCUCUUGACCCACGGCAUUCUCAGUGGCGAUGCCAUCCCGCGUAUCAAUGCAUCCGCCAUCGACAAGAUGGUUGUGACCAACACCGUUCCUCAGAAGGACCACAUGCGUGCCUGCUCUAAACUCGAGUUCCUGGACGUCUCUCCGGUCUUUGCGGAGGCUAUUCGUCGUGUCCACCACGGCGAGUCGAUCAGCGUCCUUUUCCAGCACAACUAA